Mustela erminea (ermine) is the source of this 3614-nucleotide messenger RNA. It is a transcript of the gene LRRC74A, whose product is annotated as leucine rich repeat containing 74A. The record is from RefSeq and is a predicted model, not a curated record. The transcript is spliced from 15 exons. Lineage: Eukaryota; Metazoa; Chordata; Mammalia; Carnivora; Mustelidae. Gene Ontology annotation, molecular function: protein binding. Bases 968 to 2218 code for a protein of 416 amino acids.
GCUUAUCAAGAAGGAACAAACACGCCUCCAGAUUCUCUUGAGAGUAAACUGCAAGUGACCUUCAACUCCAAGGCAUGUGAAAACAGCCCCGCAUAUGAACCCGAAACAGAGCCAGCGCCACAGAACAGCGAUGAAACCCUUUACUGUGAGGCCGAGGCGUCCGUGGGCGUGGAUAAAGACAAGGCCGCCAGGGAGAGCUCAGAAACAGACCUGGAGAUCGAAGGAAAGUGCCCAGAACCCCUGUAAAACAAGAUACGGAGAAAUUUUUCACCACCGGACAAAGGGAGCUCUACCUGGAGGCCUGCAAACUGAUGGGCGUAGUGCCUGUCUCCUACUUUCUCCAGAACAUGGAGGAGUCCUACAUGAGCCUCAACCACCAUGGGCUGGGCCCCAACGGUACCAAGGCUAUUGCUAUAGCCUUGGUGGUGAGCAUGACAAUGGGGGUAUAUGGAGACUGGCAGCGGUGGGGUUUGAUGGAGUGGGGGGUCCAAGACUCAGAGAGAUCCUCCAGGGGACCUUAGAUUACAGCUUUCUGCCCAACCUACCCCAAGCUCUGCUUGACUGCCAGUUGAUUUACCUCACAGACAUGUGUACCCCACUAGCUCCUGGGAAGGGGGCUACUAGGGACCAUGGCCUUGGAAGCCUAUGAACUUUCUGAUUCAGGAAGCAAAGGCAACAGCCCUAGAGCCCCCUUUGGUGGAGGUGCCCAGAAUAAGCAUACUGUCCCAGCACACCUCGGCGGGAUGGCUCGUCCCCGGGGCGGCAUCCUGCUCCAGUCCGUUCUCCGGAAGUGUUGGCCUGCAGCUCUGUGCCCUCUCAAAAGGCUGGGAGCUUAAGGGAGAGGACAAGCUCUGGGCAAGGGCAGGGAACUGAUCGGGUCACCGACUUCUUCUUUCUCCCCCUCCUCUUGUGGCGGCUGAAGUCCAACACGAGUGUGGCCACCCUGGAGCUGGCAGACAACGGUCUCAUGGAGGAGGGGCUCCUGAGCCUGGUGGAGAUGCUGCAAGAGAAUUACUACCUGCAGGAGAUGGUACUGUGGCCCUUUUGCCAGCUCCCACCCCCGCACCAGGGCUCUCGACACCACCUAGGAUGGGCCAGAGACCCCCGCCCUGGCCCCGGCCAGCCUCCAGCUUUCUGCGAUGGGCCUGGAGGCCCCUCUCCUCCAGAGAAUGUUUCCGACAAUGAUCUUGGUUUGAAGGGGGCCAGAGUCAUCUCAGAAUUCCUUCAGAGAAAUAUCUCUUCGCUCUGGAACCUCCAGCUUUCAGGAAAUAACUUCAGGGACGAAUCCGCAGAACUGUUGUGCCAAGCCUUGUCGGCCAAUUACCAAAUCAAGACGCUGGAUCUCAGCCACAACCAGUUCUCUGAUAAGGGAGGAGAGUACGUGGGCCAGAUGCUGGCCCUCAAUAUAGGGCUCCAGUCACUGGAUCUGAGCUGGAAUCACUUCCACGUACGGGGAGCUGUGGCCUUGUGCAAUGGUCUCCGGGUUAAUACGACCCUGCAGAAGCUGGAUCUCUCUAUGAACGGCUUUGGGAACGAGGGGGCUACGGCCCUGGGGGAGGUCCUCAGACUCAACAACUCCCUGGUCUACCUAGACAUCAGCUGCAAUGACAUCACCAACGACGGAGUCUCCAAAAUCAGCAAAGGGCUGGAGGUCAACGAGAGCCUCAAAGUUCUGAAGCUUUUCCUGAACCCUAUGAGUAUGGAUGGGGCUGUUUCACUUAUCCUGUCCCUCAAGAGGAACCCCAAAUCCAAGAUGGAAGAGAUCGACAUUUCCAAUGUGCUGGUGUCUGAGCAGUUCCUAAAAAUAUUGGACGGGGUGUGUGCCAUCCACCCCCAGCUGGAUGUGCUGUACAAGUCCGUGCAAGGCUUCUCUACCAAGAAAGCGCUCCUCCAGUGGACGAACCCCAUGAAACUGAUCCAGAGCUAUGCCGACCAGCACAAAAUCACAGUCCUCGACUUCUUCAAGAGCUUGAACCCUAAGGGAAUGAUGACGAUGCCUGUGGGGGACUUCCGGAAGGCCAUGAUACAGCAGGACAUGGUCCCCGUAAACCUGCACCAAGUCAGGGAGCUGAUAAAGAAGCUGGAUGACAAGACAGGCAUGGUGAACUUCAGUCUCUCUCACAAGGGCUCGGCACAGCGGAUCCCGUGCAAUCCCUGUGCCGAAGGGGGUGCACGUUCUGAAUGUCAACCUACAGCCAAACCCUUGCCAACAACGUGAACCAGCUCACUGCCCCGUCCCCGGGCCGGCACGGAGACUUACCCAAGUUCAACCCUCUGCCACCAGGAGGGGUGGGCGGACACAUGGUCUCUCGUGGAUCGGAGUCUGCCUAGACAUUCCCGCCAGCCUGCCCCGAGCCUUCACUGACACUUUGUAUCCCCUCACCUUUCAAACCAGUCUCCUGAACACGGCGAAGCCAUAGCAACAAGUCUGGUCUGGAAAGAAGUCCUGGCGACCCAGAAGUCCUGGCAAGUCAGACGGUGGCAGGGAGGAAGCGGAGAUCUGUCUGAAACCCCCGUAGACACACAUCAAUGCCAGGCUGUGAGCGAGCCAAUAAAGUCUGCCUGGGUCUCCGCGUCUCUGGGCUGCUGGUGGGGUGCCCUUCCCCCGGGGGCAGCACGGCCUCAUCUGAGUGACCAGCAGGGGGCGCAUCCUCAGCAGCCUUGGUGAAGCUGUGAAAACAAAUUGGGAAUGCGAUGGGGUUGUUGCUAGGCAGCAAGAGAAAAGCGGGGAGUGGGAGCAGGGGAGACCAGUGCAAAACAGUGGUCAUCAUAGUAAACGUAAACUGUGUCCAGGAGAGAGACUUCUGAGAUGCUGGAAGCUGCGGUUGAGGGAACAGAUGCUCAUGAAACGAGAUCGGGGACCUCUGGAAGCAAAAUGCUGAGGGGCCACGUGGAGAGAGCCCAGGAUGGGAGACGGAGACCUGGUAUGUGGUCGUGGCCUGGCGCUACCUAGCCACCUGACCUUGGAGCCUUAUGCUUCCAUCUGAAAAGUAGGACAGCUGAACAAAAGGCUUCCUAAUCUGUUCUGGGGAAUCCAUUACUCCGCACUUCUUUUCUAAAAUUCCUUGGAAGCUAGGGAGAAAAGGGCUGCUUAGCAUAAAAUCAGAGAUAGUCAAGACCAGCCUGAGCUGCACAGGUAGGGGGAUGGGUACCUUAAAGGCUUCUGAUCAACCUGGCCAGUUAUCUUUGUGGAUCAACAAAGGCAGGGACCAAAGCAUGCAUUUCUGUAGCACCACACAACACCUGGCACUUGGCAGAUGCUCAAUAAAACCCACGGAAUGGACAAAUGCACGCACGUGGCAAUCGUUUGGGGCAGGUGAUGGGAAACUGGGAAAAUUGGGGGGUAACCAAGAACCGACGCUUGGAGCACCGGUGGAGUGCCAGACCAGCGUCUAGGCACCCAGUUACCACCCUGGGUUCCACUUUGCGUCACUGGGGGUCGAGCUGAUGCCAAGACCUCUCUGCACAUGGGGCAGAACCGUUAUUCGAAGUAAUUCAUGCCUCCUCCCCACAGUGCAUUUUCCCCCUUCCCUUCCUUAAUCGACAUGUUAGUCUGUGGUUGAAUUUCCAUUGCUUGGGUGGCAUGGGAGCUCGGAGUCAAAAUGAGGAUAAUG